AUGGCAACAGAGCUCAAAGUUCUCAACCUCUCGAAUUGUCGGUCUUUGAGAAGAACUCCUGACUUAUCCACUUUCAAAAGCUUGGAGAUUUUAUCAUUUGAAGGAUGCUGGCAUCUAGAAGAGAUUCAUCCUUCUAUCGGUGACAUCAAGACCCUUGUCUCCUUGAAUGUCGGGUGUUGUAAGAGACUGAAGGAGCUACCGGCGGGAGUUGGUAGAAUGGAAAAAUUGAGGGAGCUUCUCUUAGAUCAUACGGAUAUACAAGAGAUUCCUAUUUCGAGAGGUUGUUUGACGAAGCUGGAGACACUAAGUGCCUCGUCUUGUAGACGAUUGGCUCAACUUCUAGAAUCCAUGGGCUCACUUGUGUCGUUAACUUUGUUGGACGUAUCCGGGACACGGAUUGAAGAAUUUCCUGAAUCCAUUGGUUCUAUGAAGGAGCUUAGGACUCUUGAUGCCUCUAAUUGUGUGUCGCUCGCUCGCAUACCUAGCUCCAUAGGCCAUCUAGCAUCAUUGCAGUGCUUGUUAUUAUGGGGAUGCCCCUCGUUGAGAGAAAUUCCUGAUUCAAUUGGGAACUUGGCAUCAUUGGCGGAACUGCAUUUAGCAAGGACAGCAAUUGCGGAAUUACUCGAAAGCAUUGGAAAUCUGCAGAAGUUGAGGAUCUUGGACAUUUGUCGAUCUCGCGUAACAGAAUUGCCUGGUGCCAUUGGAAUGUUGGCGGAACUCCAAGAGUUGAGAGCUUCAGGAUGCAAAAAUCUGAAAGGACUACCUAGUGAAAUAGGCGAACCGGUUUCCCUAAACAAGCUUAAUUUAGACAAGUCGGGCAUUACGGGCUUGCCGAAAAGCAUUUCUAAGCUCUCUUGUGUCCAAAACCCGAGGGUUCGAUAUUGCCAAAAGCUUCGAGAAAUACCGGAACCGCCCUCCGGCAUAACAACUCUACGUAUCACCCGCCGUAGUACAUCCUUGCCGCAUCUUUCCCAGCUAACCCUUCUCAAGAAGCUCACUCUUUGUGAUUGCCCUUGGCUUGAAUAUCUUCCAAAGCUGCCCGUUGGGCUAUCAAUGCUUUCUAUUACACGUUGUGGAAAACUGAAAGCGGUGACGGAUUUGUCGAAUUUGAAGCACUUAUCCGAAUUGUAUCUUGAGGAGUGCUAUGAGCUAACGUAA
Molecule: messenger RNA, 1158 nt
Organism: Rhodamnia argentea
Lineage: Eukaryota; Viridiplantae; Streptophyta; Magnoliopsida; Myrtales; Myrtaceae
Product: disease resistance protein RPV1-like
Exons: 1
Coding region: 1-1158 (385 amino acids)
Source: RefSeq, a predicted model, not a curated record